This is a messenger RNA of Puntigrus tetrazona (Sumatra barb), 1768 nucleotides long. RefSeq names its product coagulation factor IXa (gene f9a). Gene Ontology annotation, molecular function: calcium ion binding; serine-type endopeptidase activity. Gene Ontology annotation, biological process: proteolysis; blood coagulation. Gene Ontology annotation, cellular component: extracellular region. Bases 83 to 1582 code for a protein of 499 amino acids. The transcript has 8 exons. NCBI's taxonomy places the organism in Eukaryota, Metazoa, Chordata, Actinopteri, Cypriniformes, Cyprinidae. The record is from RefSeq and is a predicted model, not a curated record.
GUGUGUGGAUGUACUUUGGAGCGUUGGCUCAGGUUGUUUGUCAGGUCACUUUGGAAUAAUAAGGAAUCGAAUUUGGAUUGAUAUGGCUCCAUUCAUUCUUGUUCUAUUACCAUGCAUUCUGCCGCAGACCUUUGCAGUCCCGGGAUCAGUGUUCCUAGACGGGGAGAAAGCUGACAGCCUUUUGAGGAGACACAGGCGAGCAAACACAGGACUGUUUGAGGAGUUUCUGAGAGGGAAUGUAGAGAGGGAGUGUAUGGAGGAGACAUGUGUCCUGGAGGAGGCCAGAGAAGCCUUUGAAAAUGACGAAAAGACAAUGGAGUUCUGGGCAAGAUAUGUUGAUGGGGAUCAGUGCAAAUCUUCACCCUGUCAAAACCGAGGCACAUGUGAGGACCAGAUUGGCACAUACACCUGUAACUGUCCACGGGGCUACUUCGGCAAAAACUGUGAAAUAGUGACAGCCAAAACGUGUGAUGUUGAUAAUGGAGGCUGUGAGCAUUUCUGCAUCGCCAUGGACUCUCACGUGACAGCGUGUCAGUGUGCCACCGGUUACAGACUCAAUGAAGACGGACUCACAUGUGAACCUAUAGUUAAGUUUCCUUGCGGCAAAAUCACUAAAACAGCCGUGAGAACCGCGGCCAACUCUGCGCAGUCUUCCAACAAGACAAACAGAUCCACAGCCAGCAUUUCCAAACCGGGCAACUCGACAACCCGUUCAAAUUCUAACGGGAAAGAAGAGAAAAUCCCGCCGUCUCACGUUAAACUCCCUAAAUGGGCAAUCGAUGAGUAUUUGAUGACUCCUGCACCAACCGUAAGUGCUCCAAAAAGCCGUAUUGUUGGUGGCAAUCCAGCUUUACCCGGAGAAAUCCCUUGGCAGGUGGCGCUGGUGGCGCGCUCAACACAGCAGGUGUUUUGCGGAGGCGCUGUUCUUAACCAGUUCUGGGUCAUUACCGCAGCCCACUGUCUGGUAGGGAUACAGAAUGGAUCCUUCUACAUCAGAGUUGGGGAACAUGAUGUCUCCAAGACUGAGGGCACAGAACAGAAUCUGAACGUCACCCGUUUCGUCUCGCAUCCCCUUUAUAACUCCAAAGUAAGCCUCUACAAUCAUGACGUCGCCUUGUUGCGGCUACGCAACCCAAUCCAGUUUACCUUGACCGUACGUCCCAUCUGUCUGGGACCCUUGUUCUUCUCCAACUCACUGCUUCAGUCUGGAUCUCUGGCUACCGUCAGCGGCUGGGGCCGUCUACGCUUUCAAGGCCGAAGUGCGGUGACCCUUCAGAAGGUUGAGCUGCCUUAUGUAGACAGAACGGUGUGUAAGGAGAGCAGCAGCGACCCGGUCACACACUUCAUGUUCUGUGCUGGAUACUCCGACUCUCCUAAAGACGCGUGUCAAGGGGACAGCGGAGGACCUCAUGCCAUGCGCUACCACAACACCUGGUUCCUCACAGGCAUCGUCAGUUGGGGAGAAGAAUGUGCCAAGAAAGGAAAGUACGGUGUUUACACACAGGUUGGUAACUAUUAUCGUUGGAUACAGCACGUCAUGGGCAUUACCAAAGGAGUACUGCUUAAAAAUGUGGACCUAUGAUUUAUAAUUCUCAUUUUAAAAUCUCAUCUGCACACAUGGAAUAUUCAAACCUGUAGAUAAAAAAAAGCACUUGUUUAAUCACCGUUAGAUUUUUCGUAAUUUGUAACAUUGUAGUCACGCUCCGGCCUCAAGAUCUAGCUGACUAAUGAGAUUCCUUCAAUAAACCCUGUGCAGCAUUUGAUCAAU